AAUGAGUUGUUAGUUGACUGUUCGUGUAAGAAUUUUUCUCCCCUCCUUAAGAAAUGGGACCACUUCGUUGAAGAAUGGAAGAGUAUCUCUACAAACAAACGAAGUCAAAGUAGAAAGCUAAAGCUUCUUCGUUUUUGCUUUCUUCUUCCAUUUUUUGCUCGAAGAUGCAUAAAUGAAUAAGGAAAUUUUAUUUCAUCAAUUAAUUAAUUUCAUUCAAGGCUUUCUAGCUUCAUUGGUUGAACUAAGUAUGGUGCUGCUGAUCAAUGAAGAUAAGCACUUCAGGAUUUAUUGAUCCAGAACUCUAACGUGGGAAAUAUGCUUGUAAAAUAUUCAAAGCGUAAAAGUCCUUCCAAGAAACAAUAUCCAACUGUUAUAGAAGAGCGAUGCCAUCAAUUUUCUCUGGAUGAUCUUAAGAAAUCUACUAAUAACUUUGACGAACAUCUAAGAAUAGGGUUAACAGAAUUCAGUAUAGCUUACAAAGGUUAUCUCAAACAUAAUGGUGAAACUGAUUAUCCAAUAGCAGUGAAACGGAUGAUACAUAUAUUUAAUGAAUGGAAGUUCAAGAAGGAAAUUGAACUCAACUGCCAGCUUCAUCACCCAAAUUUGACGUCUUUUAUAGGAUUCUGUGACCACAAGUAUGAGAAAAUUCUUGUGUAUGAGUACAUGUCCAAUGGCUCUCUCUAUGAUCACCUACUUUUGAGGGAUAUGGAAUCAUUGUCAUGGAAGAAAAGGCUAGAAAUAUGCAUUGGAGCUGCAAAAGGACUACACUACCUUCACACUGGAGCAAAGCGCGCAAUUUUUCACUGUGACAUAAAGCCUCAAACCAUUCUUUUAGAUAAGAAUAUGGUACCAAAACUCUCGCAUCUUGGAUUUUCCUUACAAGGGAAGCUUCCUAACUCUAAGCCAAAACCAGUUGAAGUCAACAUGCUUAAUGAUAAAUCUGACGUUUACUCCUUUGGUAUGGUUCUACUUCAAGUAGCAUGCACAAAUUACAAGAAUACCAUCUUCGAUAAGAUGAUCAUGUUAGAUGACACAUAUUGGUUUUCAGAAAAGUCAUUUAAUCCAGCUAACUUUUUGGAGAGGUUCCCAGCUAAUGAGAUUAUUGAUCCCAUUCUCAUGAGAUUGAUUGCGCCGCAAUGUUUGGAAGUGUUCAUGGAUAUCAUGAAAAGAUGCUUGAAUAUAGAACCAAAUGAAAGACCAGCUAUGGGUGAGGUUGAGGUCGAACUUGAGCAUGCUCUGGAACUGCAGGAGGAAGCAGAUUGUGGAAAAAGUAAUGAUGAUUUUUACCUUUUUCCAAGCACCAGUUCUACCUAAUUAACCACGGUAAGCUCCCAUUUGGGCUGAGAAUAAAUUUUAUGGAUGUUGUGCUUCCUUUUUGGCUUGCUGCUAAAUACAAUUCUUGGAAGGAAAAAAGGAAAGAAAAAGAAAAUGCAUACUCUCCCUACGUUACAUUCUUGUUACGACAAGAAUUUCAAUUUUGAUUCGACAAUGGUAUAGUGUCAAAGAGAAGAUUAAGAGUUCUAGUAGUGACUAUCAAAAGCUAGAUCAAUGAAGGAAAAAAUGUCAUCGACAAUAUGUGAGCGUCGACAAGAUGAAGGAGGAGUUAGAUGGUGUCGGAUGGAUGGUUCAGGAUCAAGACGAAACACACAAGGUCAAGAACGACAAAUGCAAUGCAAGACUGAUAUAUCUUGGUUGGAAAGUUAUUUUUCACCCCAUGAGGAAUGAUCCUAAACUGUUAUUUUUUUUCUCUUUAUUUUUUAUUUUGUUCAUAGCAAUUAUAAAUUGGCUAAAUUUUCGGUUUCUUAAUUUUUUUUAUAAAGAAAAAUUUAGAUAUUGGAUAUGGAACAUUUUUGUAUAAUUUUGAAUUUAAGUCCAAGUCAGAACAUGUGUAAAUUAAAGGUCCAUGCCUUGCUUCUAUUUCCAUAA
This is a messenger RNA of Medicago truncatula (barrel medic), 1926 nucleotides long. Its product is annotated as receptor-like protein kinase ANXUR2. The record is from RefSeq and is a predicted model, not a curated record. The transcript has 3 exons. The coding region runs from base 316 to 1314 and encodes 332 amino acids. Lineage: Eukaryota; Viridiplantae; Streptophyta; Magnoliopsida; Fabales; Fabaceae. Gene Ontology annotation, cellular component: plasma membrane; plasmodesma. Gene Ontology annotation, biological process: protein autophosphorylation. Gene Ontology annotation, molecular function: transmembrane receptor protein tyrosine kinase activity; ATP binding.